Molecule: messenger RNA, 1652 nt
Organism: Alosa alosa (allis shad)
Lineage: Eukaryota; Metazoa; Chordata; Actinopteri; Clupeiformes; Clupeidae
Gene: lyplal1
Product: lysophospholipase like 1
Exons: 5
Coding region: 22-729 (235 amino acids)
Biological process (GO): protein depalmitoylation
Cellular component (GO): cytoplasm
Molecular function (GO): palmitoyl-(protein) hydrolase activity; carboxylic ester hydrolase activity
Source: RefSeq, a predicted model, not a curated record
GCGAGAUUUCUUCAUUCCGGCAUGGCUGCCACACAGAAAUUACACAGAUGUGUUGUGUCUCAAACAGGAAAACAUUCCGCAUCGAUUAUCUUCCUCCAUGGCUCAGGAGACACGGGACUGGGACUUCGGGGGUGGGUCCGAGACACGUUUCAUCUGGCGUUCCCCCAUAUCAGAAUAAUCUACCCUACAGCUCCUGCCAGGCCCUACACACCGAUGCGAGGUGCUCUGUCCAACGUGUGGUUUGACCGCCACAAGAUCUCCAGGGACUGCCCAGAGCACCUGGAUUCUGUGGACGGCAUGUGUUCCACUCUUGGAUCCAUCCUCCAGGACGAGAUCCAGGCUGGCGUUCCCAAACACAGGAUAGUAAUCGGUGGGUUCUCCAUGGGUGGAGCCAUGGCACUGCACCUGGCCUGUAGGUACCACCCAGAAGUGGGUGGAGUCUUUGCUCUAUCCAGCUUCCUGAAUAAAGACUCCGUCGUCUAUCAGGCGGUGGAGGAGCGUCGGACGCGGGCGCUGAGUCUGCCGGAGCUGUUCCAGUGCCACGGCUCGAGCGACGAUCUGGUGCUGCACGAGUGGGGCGAGCAGACGGGCGCCCAGUUGAGGCGGACGGGCAUGAGCGUGUCCUUCCACACCCUGCCGGGCCUCCAGCACCAGUUGUGCGCCCCCGAGCUGGAGCUCCUGCGCGCCUGGCUGCUCCGCAAACUGCCCCCGGUGGAGCACGCAGACUAGGGUGCGGACGCACGCUAGUCGGGGGAGGAGACCGGACAGGACACACGCACAGACACACACGCCUGGGAGCACAGACACACACGCACACACACACACACACACACACACACACACACAUUCAGUGCAUGCCUGGCUGUUUUAAAAAGCUGCCCUUGGAGGAGCAAGUAGACGUGGGCAUAGGUGCACACUAGCGUAGAGCGUACAGACUCACACACACACACACACACGGACACACGGACACACACACAUCAGCAUGCUACUCCCACACACUCAUACCAGCACAAUCACAUAAGCAGAGUGAAUAUGCACAAAUAAACAUGCACAGCUGAUGGAUCAAGAAAAGCUCAAGUAAGGGAAUCAAAUGUCUAACACGGAGUUGGGUUAAAUCAGAGGACGUAAUUUACAGAUUUACUGAUUCACUGCCCUCAACAUCCCAAAGUCUUACCCGCAGUGACUCGACUGACCAUGUUAACAAACCCACUCUGAAACUCUUUCCUGCAUGCCUGAUUUUGGAAAGGAUGUAGACUAGAAUGUAAACAUAUACUGUAGGAUGUAAUUUAUGUUGUUUGAAAAAUCUAUAUUUACCCUAAAUAUUGUGCCAAUCUAUGCAUAUUAUAUUAUAUUAUAUUAUAUUAUAUUAUAUUAUAUUAUAUUACAUUAUACACGUUUUGUCUAUGCAUUGUGUUUUAUGUAUUAAUUGCAUCAUGCAGUCACUUAUAGUUUUCAGACAUGAAAAUGAAAAUGAAUGAAAAUGUGGUUGUUAUGGGAAAGAAGCCAUUACCUGUAGAAUGCAAGGAAUUAUUGGGGGUCACAUAUUGAACUUAUAUUCUAUUUUCCGAACAAGAGUCAGCUCUCUUUUUUAUAUAUCUAAACUGUAAAGAUGGUCAUGUCAAUAAAAUGUCCUAUUUGUGUGAACCUUAAAA